Molecule: messenger RNA, 1522 nt
Organism: Tauraco erythrolophus (red-crested turaco)
Lineage: Eukaryota; Metazoa; Chordata; Aves; Musophagiformes; Musophagidae
Source: RefSeq, a predicted model, not a curated record
GAAGCAGAAUUACUGAUUUCAAAGAAGAUUCAUCCUCAGACCAUCAUUGCAGGCUGGAGAGCAGCCACAAAAGCUUCAAGAGAGGCACUUUUGAAAGCAGCUGUGGAUCAUGGUGAUGAUGAAGUGAAGUUCCGUGAAGACUUGAUGAACAUUGCGGGAACAACUCUUUCAUCAAAAUUACUUACUCAUCACAAAGAUCACUUUGUCAAGCUAGCUGUAGAAGCGGUUCUUAGAUUGAAAGGUUCUGGUAAUUUGGAGGCCAUCCACGUCAUUAAGAAACUUGGUGGCAGUUUGGCUGAUUCCUACUUAGAUGAAGGCUUUUUGCUUGACAAGAAGAUUGGUGUAAAUCAGCCAAAAAGAAUUGAAAAUGCAAAGAUUCUUAUUGCAAACACUGGUAUGGAUACAGACAAAAUUAAGAUUUUUGGCUCUCGCGUUAGAGUGGACUCUACAGCAAAAGUAGCAGAAAUAGAACAGGCAGAAAAAGAAAAAAUGAAGGAGAAGGUAGAUCGUAUACUUAAGCAUGGAAUAAACUGCUUUAUUAACAGACAGCUGAUCUACAACUACCCUGAACAGCUCUUUGGAGCUGCUGGUGUCAUGGCUAUUGAGCACGCAGACUUCGCUGGUGUAGAACGUCUGGCUCUUGUUACGGGCGGUGAAAUUGCAUCAACCUUUGAUCACCCUGAGCUAGUAAAACUAGGAAGCUGUAAGCUUAUUGAAGAAGUCAUGAUUGGGGAAGAUAAACUCAUUCAUUUCUCUGGAGUGGCAAUGGGUGAAGCUUGCACCAUAGUUUUGCGUGGAGCAACACAGCAGAUUCUAGAUGAAGCAGAGAGGUCUCUGCACGAUGCUCUCUGUGUUCUUGCGCAGACCGUGAAGGACACUAGAACUGUGUAUGGUGGAGGUUGUUCAGAGAUGCUGAUGGCUAACGCUGUUGCAGAACUUGCCAUCAGAACACCUGGCAAAGAGUCUGUUGCAAUGGAGUCCUUUGCUAAGGCUUUACGAAUGAUCCCAACAAUAAUAGCUGAUAAUGCUGGCUAUGACAGUGCAGAUUUGGUUGCUCAGCUCAGAGCUGCUCACAGUGAAGGGAAGACUACUUACGGGCUUGAUAUGAAAGAGGGUAUCAUUGGAGACAUGGCAGUUUUGGGAGUAACAGAAAGUUUCCAAGUCAAGAGACAAGUUUUGCUGAGUGCAGCUGAAGCAGCAGAAAUGAUUCUUCGUGUAGAUGACAUUAUUAAAGCAGCACCAAGAAAACGUGUCCCAGAUCAUCGCCCCUGUUAAAUUUUCUACAGUACCUGAGGAUGUGUGGACCAGAUCUCACCUAGUAAUUUUUUUUUAAUGAUCUAAUUUUUGUGAGGUUAUGGAACAGAAGCUUGAGACGAGCAUCUCCAUCAAUGGCAUGAAGUAACUGUCUUCAGUUAGUUCUAACUUAUUUCAGUUUGUACGUGUUGUGAGGAAGAAGAGGUUUUAUACAACCCUAUUCCUUCUGUUCCUCUCCAGGUUCCACUUCAAAAUACACAGAAAUAAA